AUGGACGUCAUGCAAGACUUUUCCCUUCCCGUCCCCUCUAUUGAGGCAGCCUCACCUCUUUCCAAGCGACGUCGAUUCGCUCCCGUGUCCCUGCCUUCCAUCAUUCCGGUCUCCGACAAUUCGGACAUCGAGCACCACACCUUUGACUCGCCGUUGCUCUUGCAGCUUUGCGAACAAGCGCCGGACCGGGCAGAAAUCGAGGCAGGCCUUCUCCAUGUCGGCAUGAGGGUCAGAAAAUCGGUCGCUGAAGGGUACAAAACUCAGCAAAAGAAGUUUACUCCUCGCCCUUUCUUUGACGCAAGACGGCUUUCUCCCGAGACUCAAGCUGCGCUCGCGGGUGGCAGUUCCACCAGCACGAACGAGCUUGCCCCUCUCGGUGCUGCGUCCCAGAAUCUAAGCACUGCUACUUAUUGCGGUAUCAGCCUGGCCUUCCUUUCAGACUAUGGUGAUGACUGGGCCACUCCAUCAAUCUCUCAACAAUCCCUCUGGUCUUAUUCGACCAGCCACAAGCGCUCAUAUGACACCGACUCAGACAGCGACGAGAGCCAGGACUGGCAACCGCACACCCCCAACCUGGUUGCUGAUGCAGGAAUGCACCUGCCGGUCGAUUAUUUCGCCAUUGACAUGGACACCAUGAGUGAUGUCAACCCCAUGGCUCAGAUUGGCGAGCGCACGAGGCAGAACUUUAACGGUAGACGCAUGGCCAUGCCCAAGUCCCGCAGUCGAUUCCACCAUCAGGCCGAGCCGCAGAUACCCUCUACCUCCACAGUCAACCCUUUUGCGAAUUUCGCAGCUCCACAGUCAGGCGCUCUGUUCGGCGGACAUUUUGGCCACAAGCGAAUGAUGAGCUGUGGUAUGGAAGCCGCCGCAGAUUUUGGUGAAGCGCCUUUCUUGCAGCGACGCGAGGACAUCGAGAUGGACUGCUCUUGA
Cladophialophora yegresii CBS 114405 is the source of this 930-nucleotide messenger RNA. RefSeq lists its product as uncharacterized. Gene Ontology annotation, molecular function: ribonucleoside-diphosphate reductase inhibitor activity. The coding region runs from base 1 to 930 and encodes 309 amino acids. NCBI's taxonomy places the organism in Eukaryota, Fungi, Ascomycota, Eurotiomycetes, Chaetothyriales, Herpotrichiellaceae. Gene Ontology annotation, cellular component: cytoplasm; nucleus. The record is from RefSeq and is a predicted model, not a curated record. The transcript has a single exon.